AAAGAACGGUUCCGUAUCUUUGUAAACGGAAGAAGGUUUCAGAGAAAUAGACGCCGAGUCAUUGUUUGCUUAGACCAUUACAGCGCAGUGCAGGCCCUUCGGCCCUCGAUGUUGUGCCGACCUGUGAAACCAAUCUGAAGCCCGUCCAACCUACACUAUUCCUGGGGAGCCAGGGACAAUCAUUUUUUGGAGUUCGCAGUGCAGAUGAGCUGUGAGAGUUGUGCCAAUGCUAUCCGAAGUGCCUUGACUGGGGUUAGUGGAAUCCAAUCGGUGGAUAUUGAUGUCAGCACAGAGCAGGUACUAAUCGACACGACACUGACAUCUGGGGAGGUGCAAGCUCUGAUAGAGAGCACGGGCAGGCGGGCCGUGUUAAAAGGAAUGGGCCCAACCACGCUUAAGGACCUGGGUGCUGCUGUGGCAAUGCUGGGCCCAGAGGGCGACAUCAAAGGCGCAGUGCGAUUCCUGCAGCUUUCGGAGAAGCUGUGCCUCAUCGAGGGAACGAUCGAUGGUCUGAAACCCGGCCUGCAUGGGCUGCAUGUGCAUGAGUUCGGAGACCUGACCAACUCCUGCCUCAGCUGUGGUGACCAUUUCAACCCAGGAAAGAACAGGCAUGGAGGGCCGGAGGAUGUAGACCGGCAUGUUGGUGACCUGGGAAACAUCGUGAGUGAGGACGGGCGGGCAACGUUCCGAAUGGAGAACAACCAGAUCAAGGUGUCCGACAUCAUUGGCCGGUCCGUGGUGGUCGACAGCAGCGAGGAUGACUUAGGCAGAAGUGCCCAUCCUCUGUCCAAGAUCACGGGCAACUCGGGAGAACGUUUGGCCUGUGGAAUUAUCGCUCGUUCGGCUGGACUCUUCCAAAAUCCCAAAAGGAUCUGCUCGUGCGACGGCGUGACCCUGUGGGAGGAGCGGGAUCGACCAAUCGCAGGGACGGGUCGCAAGUCCCAGGAUCCACCUGCAGCUAACCUAUGAACCAGGUCUAUCCUGGUUUCUUCCAACCAAAUUCCCCCCACUCCACCCCACUCCUACCCCACCAAUUUCCCCCCCUUCCCCAAUCCCACUUUCCUCCACGCACACACACCCCCGCACACGCACACACACACACACACCCCGGCGCGCGCACGCACACACACCCCGGCGCGCGCGCGCACACGCACCCCGGC
This is a messenger RNA of Stegostoma tigrinum, 1160 nucleotides long. RefSeq names its product copper chaperone for superoxide dismutase-like. The coding region runs from base 205 to 969 and encodes 254 amino acids. Gene Ontology annotation, biological process: removal of superoxide radicals. The transcript has 8 exons. Lineage: Eukaryota; Metazoa; Chordata; Chondrichthyes; Orectolobiformes; Stegostomatidae. Gene Ontology annotation, molecular function: copper ion binding. The record is from RefSeq and is a predicted model, not a curated record.